AGGCAUAUGGCCACACACUCUCCACAGAAGACCCAUCAGUGUUCGUUCUGUGAAAAAAUGUUCCACCGCAAAGACCACCUGAAGAACCACCUGCAGACCCAUGACCCCAACAAGGAGGCCUUCAAGUGUGUGGAGUGUGGGAAGCACUACAACACCAAGCUGGGGUACAAGCGCCAUGUGGCCAUGCACUCUGCCACAGCGGGGGAUCUCACCUGUAAAGUGUGCAUGCAGAGCUACGAGAGCACCCCCAUUCUGUUGGAGCACCUCAAAAGCCACUCCGGGAAAUCUUCAGGCGGCACCAAGGAGAAGAAGCACCCGUGUGAUCACUGUGACCGUCGCUUCUACACCCGGAAGGACGUGAGACGGCACAUGGUGGUGCACACGGGCCGAAAAGACUUCCUGUGCCAGUACUGUGCCCAGCGCUUCGGCAGGAAGGACCACCUGACCCGACAUGUGAAGAAGAGCCACUCUCAGGAGCUGCUGAGGAUCAAGACGGAGCCCCCUGACAUGUUGGGUCUUUUAGCCUCUGGGUCUCCACCCUGCUCUGUGAAGGAGGAGCUCAGCCCCAUGAUGUGCGGCAUGGGGCCCAACAAAGACCCCAUGAUGGGCAAACCGUUCUCCGGUGGGGCCCCUUUUUCAAUGGGCAUGUACAACCCCCACCAUCUCCAGACCAUGUCUAAUACUGGGGGGGGUCACCCUCACCCGUCCCUGAUGCCCAGUCCGUUGUCUGCAGCUAUGGGCAUGGGGUGUCACAUGGAAACCCCUGGACCUCUUCACCCACACUCCCACCACCACCACCAUCACCACCACCACCACCACCACCACCAUUCCCCCCCGCUGCCCACACACCACCAGUCUCCGGGUCCCCAGCAAGCCCACAAAUACCAGCUGGGAUCUACCUCAUACCUGCUGGACAAGCCCUUGAAAGUGGAGAUGGAGAGCUUCCUCAUGGACCUGCAGAGCGGCUCUCCGGGCCCGCUCCACUCUGCAGACCCUCACUCUGCUGCCUCACCCCCCAAGGAUGGCCUGGAGCCCACCUCCGGCCUGGUGGACGAGCUCUGCGGGGACCACCUCCUGUCCAAGAGCCCAGCGGUGCUCGCUGAGUCUCUGUGUGCUGCUAACAUGGACUUCUCCCACCUGCUGGGGUUCCUGCCCCUCAACCUGCCUCCCUACAACGCCCCCAUGAGCACGGGAGGGCUGGUGAUGGGCUACACCUCAUCCGCGACCCCCUCGUCUUCCUCCUCCUCUUCCUCAUCUCUGCACGCUGCCGAGCCCCACGGUGCAGCUGUCGCCACGGCACCUUUUACCUCUUUGCAACCGCAACCUCAGGAGCACCAGAGCUCCGGUGGGGUUCUGGGCCUCGGACCCCUGCACCACCUCCCACCGGUGUUCAGCUCCAGCUUUAGCAACACCACACUGCCUCGCUUCCACCAGGCCUUCCAGUGAGAGGCGGUGGAUAUAUCUGGGGCUGUGGUUUGUUUUAAAGAAGUUGGAGAAUCAUAAUAAAUGAAACACGGAUGAACACUUAGAAGCCUUAAAUGAAAGUGCACAAAAGCUUUUGAUUGAGCCUUAAAAGGAAGUCAAACCUCAAAGGAGAAGGUGAGAAAAGAAGUUGAAGCAGCUUUUAUUUAGGCNCCCCCCCCCCCCUACCCUAUCCUAUAGUUAUAACCAUGUAUUAAACCAUCCUUUUUAUUUCGAUUUACUUCCCUUUUUAUCCCCCUCCCAUCCCCUAUUUAGUAGUAUAGAGGGCAGGGUCAUCAGUAGGCCAAAAGGCGUGGUUCUGCAUACUUUAGGUAAUAAUAUAACAAAACAAAAAUGAAGAUAAUUUUUUAGUGAAAAUUGUCUGUCUUGUUGUGACCCAGAAAAAAAUAUAGUUUGAAGUGGAUAUUUUGUUUUACUUUAUUUUUCUUUUCCAAAUGUAAGAAAAUGGUAGAAUGUGUCUCAUCUUGAGUUUUGAACCUCCCGCUCUAAUAACCUAAACGUCAUGAACAGUGCAGAGAGCCCCCCUCUCUCCCAGUGAAGGAAUGGAGAGAUUUAGACAUUUAAACAAUGAUUGAACUUAAACUUUAAAAUCCUCCUCCAGACAGCCUGAGUAGAGCCACAAACCCCUUCUGCUUCGAAGAAAGUGCUCUUCAAACCAUGACAUGAUCCCCUAUGAUUGACUUUUACCUGUCACUUAUGCGCUCCUAGAGUCCAGUCAGUUUAAAUGAAAAUAGGUCACUAAAAUGAACUAUUAACUAUUAUCCUAUUAACUCGGUCACACACAUUUUUAAGAAAAAACAAAGAAAGAAUCGUGAGUAAAAGUGUGUGUUGAAAACGAUGUAAUAUCAUGCUGGCUUUUUUACUGUUCCUCAAGAGAAGCACUUUUCUUUAAAGCAGAAGGCACUUGACCAUUAGGAAUCUCCUUCCUCGUGACUUCCGGAGGUUUCCACAGACGUUCUCCUCACUCUCCUUCCUUCACCUGUCUCCAUCUAACAGUUAUCUAUAAAAGCUCCAAUGAGAAUAAUGCAUAUCGAUAACUUGGCUGCCCAACAUACCUACAAAUAUAUUUUUGGAACAAACACGUCUUUAGGCAGUCUUUCAAAAAGCUGCAUCAUCAAUAAUGAUCAUCAAUAAUCAUUCAUAAUGAUGAACCCUGACAUAUGUGAAUGGCAAAACAACAAGAGAACUUCAGUGACAGAUGAGUCAAAAUGUGUUAAAGAAUGUUAUUGCAGUGUACGAAAUAUAUCUCAAAAAUGAAUAUUAUUAUUGCUUUUAUCUCAGUAAGGUGUAUUUUAGGUAGACAUAUUAAAACUAAGUGAUGAUGUUUUUGAUGUCUGGCAGGUUUGCAUUUGUGUGUAUCUUGCGUUUGUUUUUAUCAAAUGGAUGAAGUAUUAGCUUUUUCCCUUAAGCUUUCUCUGUCAUAUCCAACCUUUACCUUUACAUGUACUUGAGUUAGUGUAGUGGAAUCAGAACGAGUCUUCUAUAAAAGGCUGUUAGUGGCUGAAUAAUCAACUAGUAUUUGAGUUGGAUAGAUUGUUGGGAUGCUCACAUGGUCGGCCUCUGGAGGUCUCAUCCAGUGGAAUAUGUAACUGUGCUGUGGUGAGUCCCACUGCGAUCCCAGUGGAUUCACUGGGAGUUUAAAUCCUCACCAACCAAUCAUCUUCAGCCUAUAAAAACCUGAGCCCAAUGUUAACGUUCUGUCUGUGACAAACUGAAAGAACUGAAACGUUAACUUUAAUUAAAUGUAAUAUGUCAACAGAUUAUUAGUAUUAGGUUAGAUGAAAGCAAUAAUAUUAAGUUGAACCAAUUUUAUUUUAUUUAAAGUUAAUAUUAUUGCUUUCAGCUAACCUAGUACAGUUUUGUGAAAUCUGUUGACAUAACACAAUUAAAGUAAACGGUUCAGUUUUUCCAGUGAACAGCUCCAUCUGGGACACUCCCUUUAGUGUCUUUGCAGGCAUACAAAAGGCCCCUUCGCUCACUCUGCCUUCAGCAGUCGUCACGCCACAGGCCCCGAUCGCCAUUAAAUGUUAAACAAAGAAAAACAGGAAAACACAGCACAUAAAAAUGAAAAAUAAAACACAUUGCUGCUUUUAGCUACGGUUGCUGAUGGACGACAACAGUAGACCACUAGAACAUUUCAAUUUUUUUUUUUUUGCAAGAGGGACAGCGAGCUGAAAACAUGCACAAACAGAACCGACAAAGUGUUCAUCAUCCCCGGAACCCUAUCCCCCCCUAACCCCCCCCUAUACUCGCCUCCUCUCUCGCUGCUUUGUAGAGUCAAAGGUAAAGGGUCUGAGAAGGCGAUACAUCCAGAGGAACGCAGUCACCGAAAUUCCCAGGCUUUGACAUUCAAAGUGCGGGGGUGGGGACAUGACUGACUGGCAACCUGGGUUAUUGCUCGUAGUCAUAUAUUUGUUUUGUUUGUUGUCAUAUGAUAUAUUAUUUUCUGUUUGUUUAAAACAGGACCUCGAAAAACAACACAACACAUCACCUCAUUUUUAUUUGUUUUAUUUUUUCUUACCAAAACCUGGGGAGAAGAAACUACAUUUUUGCAGUUACAAAAAUGCUACAAGAUGUUUUUAUACUGUAGGAUAUGAACCCCCCGACCAUGAACCUUAUCUCUAAAAUUAUACAUUUUAUAAUCCAAGUUCUGAACUACCGGUAAUCUGAAUUUCACUCAUAUUUGUCUCCCCCCUGGAAAGUCACUAUUUUGAUCAUGACUUGUAAGAUGAUUAAAACUGUGUAUUGAUUCUAAAUAAAUUAGCUAACGUCACCUUUAUGAGAAUUUACAUGAUGUAGCAUAUACGUAUAUAAAAAGGCAAGAUUUAAAUUUAAAUUGUUAUCAAUUCAAAAAAGGUGUUUUUUAAGAAAAAACAUCUUAGAUUAGCCACAUUUGUAGCAAUCAAAUUGAGCAUUUAUACUUUUUUCCCAAAUAUGAAAUAAAUCCUAAAAAAUGUAAAUGAAAGAAAAGCAUUUGGCAUGUAUUACGUUUGUCCUCCCUGGGUUUUUGUGAGCUAAUCUGAAUUCUAGCACUUUCAACCUUUAAAAAAAGAGUAUUUUUUCUUUUAAAAUUCAGCUUAUAUGUUCAUGUGUUUUUACUAUUGUAUUGAUCCUGUAUAUGUAUGUGCCAUUAGUUUGAUGUGUAGACUUUAUCAACCUUUGUGUAUUUCUCUUCUCCAAAAGAAUAACAGUAUUUUUGAUAGAACUUUCACUAAUAUCCUUUUAAAUAAGAGCCCCUCUCCUUUGAAAUCUUUCUUUUUGUUUUGGGGUAACCAGCUUUGGUUUCUCUCUCAUAAAUGUCUAAUCAAACUCUACAGCCAAGUGUAUGAAAAGAACAGCCACACCAUUUCUGAGUGGGGGGGAAACCAGACUGUUGUCAGUCAAAUGUCAAAGCCACAGCCUGACCACAGCCUGCCUUUAAACGCUGUUGCAACAGAACCCAUCUGCACGCCACUUUUAGACAGUGUAACUGAACGAAAUCCAGACAUGAAUAACCCCAAACUUAGCACUUUAAGCCUUGGUCACUGAGCUGUUGUCCUGCCAAAAGGAACAACUCCAGCUCAAAAUGAAUCAUGUGUGUGCCUUUAAAUUAAUGGAACUAAACAUACUUGUAGAUAUUUUAAGACAACAGUGAAAAACGUAGAAAACGUAUAGUCAGGCUGUGAAACACAGAUAUCAUUGUCCCACCUGAGCUCAUUAGGGACGCCUGUCACAAGAGUGAUUCAACCAGGACUGGGUGAAUUGAAUCAUUAAAAGAUCCUUCUAGUAAAAACAAACAAAAGAAAGACAGGCCCUGUUUAAGGAAUCGAUCUGUAUGGAAGUCCAUUUCUGCCAAAUAAAGUUAAAUCACUACGCAAAGUUACGUGAGAUCAAAAACGAUUAAUUAUGCUUGAUCACAAUAAUCCACCAUCAUAAUUAAGACUUUGUAAGUGAAGAUGUUUACUAUCUGGUAAACUUUUUUAAAUAACCUCAAACAAUUACUUUUUCUUUCAACCAUUUAAGGGAACAUUGAACAAAUAUCCUAGUAAAACCUUUUUUCACUUCUUUUUAAGCCUUAAUGUAAUUUUGAGUUAUCAUUUUAACUUCUAUUUCCUUACAACUACUACAUAAUGUGCAUACAUACAAGAUUAUUACUUGACUCAGUUAUUUGAAAUGCAAUUUACUCUACAUUAUAAUGUCAUAACUUUGUCAUAAUUGUGACUUUUAUCUUAGUAUUGAGUAUAUCUCAUAUUUUAACUUACCGUCAUUAUUUCUUUAGUAGUAGUCUUGAUCUUUUUUUUUAAUCUUUUUCUGGCAGAUCUUGGCUUCCAUAAUGUUAGCUGACACUGAGAGGAGAUUCCAAAUGAGCACGACUUUAUAUAUAUGUGUGUAUAUUGUGUAUGCAUGACCCUCCCCUGACUCAGAGAUGUGUUCCUGUUCCUUGGCUUGGCUGUAGCUCCAUUACCUCGAUCUGCACCUACUAGGGAUGCACUUAUCCUCAUCUUUCCUCUUUACUACUAGGUGCAGAACACAAACAUUUUAAGGGAAUUUGUUCAUCAGUAUAACUGAUUUGACUUAAUAAUGCUUGUCCUUUAUCUCCCUCUCUUUUUUUUUUGCUUUUAGUAAGGAACUGGGUACUGUCUGAUGCAGGCGACAUCCACGUGUAGUUUUAUAUAUUUCUAGCUUAUUGUAAGUCUUGCAUUCCAACCUCUUUGUGUAUCUCGUUUAGUGACAUAGCCCAUUUUAUUUGUUUCACUUGCUAUAACAGCCACCUCUGGAAUAAAAAGGGUGAAAAAAGGUGAACGAAAAUAGAAUAUUUGCAUUCACUUACACUAUUUUCUAUAGCAUGGAGUUUAUCAACUACAGGGAGAAUUAUAUAAAGGAUGUGCUUCGGAGAAAGAAAGAAAAUGAGAAGUCUUUGCUUUUUUUGUUACAUAUCUCACAUGCAAUCAGUUGCUGCAAUUUAGAAGUGACAGAUUUGUAUAUUGGUUGAUCCAAAGAGAUGAUGAACACAACAGAACUAUUUACUUAUUGUACAGUACAGUGUAUCUUUGACUUGUCAUGUGUUAUGUUGAAAUGAUUAAAAGACAAACCAGCCGUUU
Messenger RNA from Notothenia coriiceps (black rockcod), 6563 nucleotides. RefSeq names its product pleiomorphic adenoma gene-like 2 (gene plagl2). The record is from RefSeq and is a predicted model, not a curated record. Lineage: Eukaryota; Metazoa; Chordata; Actinopteri; Perciformes; Nototheniidae. The coding region runs from base 7 to 1446 and encodes 479 amino acids. The transcript has a single exon.